This is a messenger RNA of Cornus florida, 496 nucleotides long. Its product is annotated as signal peptidase complex subunit 1-like. Gene Ontology annotation, cellular component: signal peptidase complex; endoplasmic reticulum membrane. The record is from RefSeq and is a predicted model, not a curated record. The transcript has 2 exons. Gene Ontology annotation, biological process: protein targeting to ER. NCBI's taxonomy places the organism in Eukaryota, Viridiplantae, Streptophyta, Magnoliopsida, Cornales, Cornaceae. Bases 105 to 359 code for a protein of 84 amino acids.
UUGACCAGUGAGAUUGCUUUUGGUCCUUUAGAUACAUUUGUAAUCUUUCGUAGCCUUCUCUUUCAGACAUCGUCUUCCUUCUUCGCCCAACUAUUUGCUUUACGAUGGAUUGGCAAGGGCAAAAGUUAGCGGAGAAUCUGAUGCAGAUAAUAUUGUUGGCCUUUGCGGUGAUCGCUUUCAUGACUGGCUAUGUCGCGGGCUCGUUUCGGACAAUGAUGCUAAUAUACGCCGGUGGUGUUGUUUUCACUACUCUCAUCACUGUUCCCAAUUGGCCUUUCUUCAAUCGCCACCCUCUCAACUGGUUGGAUCCCAGCGAAGCAUCCGAAGCCAAUUCUAAGAAGAAAGCCACUAAAAAGUAGGUCUUUUUCGCUGAUCCUCUUGACCAAUUUCUAGGCUCUUUGAUGGUUUUGGAUGUAUUGCCCAAUGAAGCUAUACUGUUCUUGCUUUCCUUAACUAUUGCAACUUUAUAUAAUGACUAGAUGAAAUUUAAUUUUCA